UACGCGAGUCGCCGGUAAAAUAGUAUACCUAUCGUAUCGCCGUGCGCAGCGUCACACAAUCGCCACCGGUCCGUCCGGAACAACGGGUCAUUGAUUCGGUCUCCGUCGCCGUCGCCGAUUUCUGCACGCGCACUUGUACGUUUCGUCUUCUGAGUCUCUCUCUUUUUAAUUUUAAUUUUUUUUUUUUUUUUACUUUUCGCGCGCACGUUCAAAAUUCUAGAAUUUAAUAUAUUGACUUAUUAGAUUCGAAGGAAAUCGUUAACGUACACGUUCGAGUUUUUUACGUCCGCUCCGCCGUUUCGACAAUAGCAAAAAUUAUAUAAUAUCUAUAAAUAUUGUACUGUUAGGUUUAUUAUUAUAAUAUAAUAACCAUAACGCCGGAUAUUCGCUCGUGCAUCGUGCCAUUAGCCGAUAUUAUUAAUUAUAAAUAAUAUAUAAUAUACCGAUUCGGCGCAGUUCUGUUCGACUUCGCAUUUUCCGCGUCACGAAUUUCGCCGCUGCAGGUUUGAAAAAAACAGAACGAUCGUCUAUCCCUAUGCAUCAAUGACUAUCAUGUCAAGACGAACCGCGCCAUGCGGUUGAGGAGACAUCAACGACAGUUAAACGAGAAAACAUUAUUAGUCAAUUUACGCUAUUGUGCUGAUAUCGAUCGAUAUUCGAAUACACUCUAAAAAUAUAUAUAAGCUGUGGUGCAGUAGUCUUCGUAACUACUGAAAUAACCAACUACCUACAAUAUUGUUUAUCGCGAGAUUAGAAGACACAUCGAAUCACACAGAGAUAUUUUUUAACGCUGGAACACGUGCGUUCACUGGGAAAAAUUACAAGAACUAAAUAAAAUGAAGAGUCAUGGCAUUUGUUCAGCAAUGAAGUCUUCGUACAAUAAAACAUUAUUACUUAAGAUAUCCAUAAUUGGAUUGAUCAUCAGCCAAAGUUUAGUGAAAUCGUAUCCCUCGUGGGACACACAAACUACGAUUACAGAUUUUGGUCGCAAUAUCAGACAACUGCCAUGCGUCAGCCGAAGGUCCGGGGAGACGGGCGUGUGCAUGUUCGCCUACUCGUGCGCCAAAGCGAACGGCACGCAUCUGGGCACCUGCAUCGAUCGAUUCUACUUCGGUAGCUGCUGCAAGACUCAGUCGGCUGCCGACAUCGACGCGGCCAGCGAACCGGACAACUACCUGAACAGCGUGGACAACAACGACGUGGCCGGCCCGGCCGCAACCACGGACACGAAAACGGGCGCGCCACUGCACCUGCUACAUCAGACGACGGGCGCCACCGCCGACAGAUACAGCACGCCGAGGCCGAGCUCGACGACGGUAACCGGUUACCCGACGUCCACUUCACAGUCGUACAAGCCCACCGGCCAUUUCGCCGUGUCGUCGUCCACGCCGUCCACCACCACGUCCACGUCCACGUCUCGCACCCAAUACACAGAGAUAUCGGUGUCGAGCGGCACAAAGCCAUCGUACGCGAGCAGCAACAGCAUCAGCAGUUCGCCGCCCACCGGUUCGAUAUCGUCUUCGUACUCGACGACGAUAUCACAAUCGACGAAACCGAUGCCGUCGACCACUUUUUCCACUGCCAAGCCUUCGGUCAAGCCGACAUCGUUCAAACCGCCGCCGAUCAGGGACCAAGCCACUACCGCCACGGCCACGGCUUCUGUUACAACGGCCGCCGUCCAAAAGCCAAAGCCUCAGACCGCGAGACCGACCGUCCAGUUUAGCGUUCCCAGCUCAACGGCCAGCUUUUCACACGAACCUACUACGAAACCCGUCGCCACGACCGGUCAACCGUACACCACGAUGACGUCCAUGCGUCCCGGCCCGCAGCAUAACAGCACCGUCACAGCCACGUUCUCUACAACCAAACCCGUCAUGAAACCGUCGAGCACCACGUACAAAUCGACGGUAGCGUCCACGGCCCCGUCGUCGACGACCGUCGCGUCUGCACAAAAGGUCAAACCACAAACCACAGCCAAACCCACCGCGACGACGGUCAAACCAAAACCUACCACCGGAAAACCGGAAGCGUACGGAUCCACUGUCGAAUCCGCGACCGGAUCCACGUACGCGACUCGCUCAACGGUCGAAAACGUCACUGAGAUCAUCGCCAAUUUCACUGCGGCAACCACGAACGGUCAGAGUCAGACACCGAGCUACGCCAGCAUGACGACCGUCACGUCUACCUCGCCGACCCUGGUCACUUGGACCACUCUCGACAAAGUUCCCGUUGUACCGGCCGAAAACACGAAACCACCACCGCCACCACCAACCAUGACGCACAAGCCAUCGGUUAUCGACGGUUCGACACUUCCUUCUUGGGUCAAACUCCCAGUCGAGACACAUGAACCAAACACAGUCGGUACACCGCCGAAAGAGAGCAGCUCUAGUGCAUCAUACUCGUCGACGAUGACGAUGCCCAAGCCGACGACCCUACCUAGUCCAUCCGAUAAUGACAUCGUUAUGACUUCAAACAGUGUCGAUACGACAUACAGUAGCACGCAAAAUCCUUCGAGUACAUUGUCAAUGCUUACGCAGUCGACUUCGACGGAUUCCAUCGAAGCCGGAAAUGCUCCUCUGAAUAUGUCCAACUACAAAGAUGUUUGUGGAAGACGACUUUUCCCAACUGCUAGAAUAGUAGGAGGUGAAAAAGUUUCAUUUGGCAAAUGGCCAUGGCAGAUUUCGUUAAGACAAUGGAGGACGUCUACAUACUUACAUAAAUGUGGGGCGGCAUUAUUCAACGAAAACUGGGCUGUAACUGCUGCGCAUUGUGUUGAAAACGUUCCUCCGAGUGAUUUACUCCUCAGACUCGGUGAACACGAUUUGUCAGUAGAAGAAGAACCUUACGGUUACGAAGAACGAAGAAUACAAAUAGUCGCAUCACAUCCACAGUUUGAUCCCAGAACUUUUGAAUAUGACUUGGCCCUUUUGCGAUUCUACGAACCCGUUAAGUUUCAACCAAAUAUCAUACCUGUUUGCGUUCCUGAAGAUGAUUCAAAUUUUGUAGGUUCUUCUGCCUACGUCACCGGAUGGGGGAGAUUAUAUGAAGACGGGCCGCUUCCUAGUGUUCUACAAGAAGUGACAGUUCCUGUGAUCAACAAUUCUGUUUGCGAAACUAUGUACCGUGCAGCUGGAUACAUUGAACACAUACCAGAUAUAUUUAUCUGCGCUGGUUGGAAAAAAGGAGGUUUCGAUUCGUGCGAAGGUGAUUCCGGUGGUCCUAUGGUAAUCCAAAGACCAGACAAGAGAUGGUUACUAGCCGGUAUUAUAUCAUGGGGUAUUGGAUGUGCUGAACCAAAUCAACCCGGUGUAUACACUAGAAUUUCUAAGUUCAAAGACUGGAUCAAUCAGAUAUUGCAAUUUUAACGGACAAAACAAACGCGCAACACUCGACAUAACCAUUCAAAAUAUCAUAUCAAGUCGGUCGGUUGUACAACCACAGUUUUUAGACAUUUUUUUUUGUUCCUAAUGAUUUUAUACAGUACUCAUAGUAUAUGUUUUUUUCGCACGACUUGUAACAAAAGAACAUCAUGCGGAAUGGUCAGUUUAAGUGUUAUUGAUCAGUGUGAAUAGUUUCUAAUUUUGUUCGUAUACGUUUAUUGCUAAUAGGAGAGGUGUUUUAUUUACAGCAAACACAGCCGUUUUAUAGAUCUCUAUAGACUAUUACGUCAACGGAUGCAAUUAAAUAGAACAUCUUUUUUAGAUAUUGAUCGACACGUCACACAUUGUAUACUUGUUAUAGUUGUUUUCACUAGAUGUAUGUCUUAUUAUUCUUAUUCACGUGGAAGUACGCUCGUCUUUAAACUAUUGAGUUGUCCAUCAGUGUAAUACUUGACAGACACCUUCACGAAUUGAUUUUGCUAUACAAAGGACAUAAUAUUGUUACGACUCACAAUGUUCCUUUUAUUUCAAACACCAUAAUACUUAAAAUUAUAUGCGAUUUAAUAAUUCUUACUAAAUAAAUACAAAUUGAAAUUUUAUAGAUAAUAAUUAUUAGACAAAAUCAAAGAUAAAAUAUUGAAAUAUUUAUUUUGUGUAACAUUAAGUAUGAAUAUACAUAAUUUAUCAAAAAAAUAAUAUCAUUCAAUCAGUCGAUAAAUAAUAUUUUAACUGAAGCCAAAAAUAUUAACUAUUAUUAUGAUUAAAAAUUUGAUCUUAUUGUUUAUUCGUGUUAAUAAUUUUCAUAUUUUAUACUGUUCAAUUAAUAGUGGUUAUUCAUUUUAUCAUUGGUUUAAUUAAUUCAUUUCUCCUUAAAUCAUGUUUUAACAGUCAAUUUUAGUAAAUCACAUAAAUUAAAAAUCACAUACGAAUCUGUUAAUAUUGAAAUACUAAUUUUUUCGUUUUCAAAAAAUUUUAAUCGGACAUUUGUUUCAUUUUAUAGUUUAUGUCUAUUGAUUUAUUAUAACUUAUUCGUACAUAGUAUAUAUAUAUAAUAUUAUUAUUAUCUAUAGAUAUAUUUGUUGUUAAAUGCUACCAUAAGUACAAUUUACCGUUAAUUGGUUUAUAGACAUAACUUUUACUACCAAAAUUUAAUUAAUUUUGGUUUUGAUUUCACUUUGACAACAUACGAGUACAUUCACAUGAAGAAAGUACAUGUAUUUUUAGGAGUUUGAGAUCGAAUAUAUUUUGAGGGUGUUUUAAAAAAUAAAUAUAUUUAGGUAUACUAAAAUAACGGGAAUUAAUUUAUUUUAAUUAUCUAAUUUAUUAGUAUUUUUGUAAUUUAUUGUUAAUAUAAAUUUAAUUAAUAAUUUAUGUAUUGUGAUAUAACUUAAUUAUAAAAGUAAAUAUAUUUUUAUCAUACAUUAUUUAUUAUAAGUAUAUAAAAAUAUUUUAUAUUCUUAUGAGAUGUAGCACAUUUUAGCCAGUGCUCAUUCUAUUUAUAUUCAUAAUUAGUACCUAUGGUAAGUUAACGUGUUUCAGAGAAAUCCAAUUUAUAUUUUAGAUAAUUUACACACGUAAUGUUUUCUUAUAAUUUGUUCAAAUUAAAUAUAGGUAAAAUAUUUUUUAUUUAAGCAAUAUAAAAUAUUGAAUUUAAAAUCGGUUAAGGUAUAAAUCCAUUUUAUGUAUUAGGCUGGGUAUUUGCAUCAAAGUAAUUAUUAUUGUGAUAAUAUAUUUUGAGGUUUCUCUGAAACAUUGUAAAUAUUAUAGUAAUUACCUAUAUUUAUAAAUAUGAUUUAUGUAAACAAAUGUAUGAAAGUACAUUGUGUAAUUUAAUGUGUAUAGGUAUAGGUUUUACAAGAUUAGUGACCAAAUUUAGAAAAAAUAUAUUUAUAACAUAAAAGUGACUAUAUAGUAUAUAAACUCAAUUGUAAAAAUAAGUGGUUUUAUUUUUUAAAUAAAGUUUUUAUACAAUAA
Aphis gossypii (cotton aphid) is the source of this 5354-nucleotide messenger RNA. Its product is annotated as serine proteinase stubble-like. NCBI's taxonomy places the organism in Eukaryota, Metazoa, Arthropoda, Insecta, Hemiptera, Aphididae. The record is from RefSeq and is a predicted model, not a curated record. Gene Ontology annotation, molecular function: serine-type endopeptidase activity. The transcript is spliced from 11 exons. Bases 837 to 3365 code for a protein of 842 amino acids. Gene Ontology annotation, biological process: proteolysis.